This is a messenger RNA of Protopolystoma xenopodis, 225 nucleotides long. NCBI's taxonomy places the organism in Eukaryota, Metazoa, Platyhelminthes, Monogenea, Polystomatidea, Polystomatidae. The record is from the annotation of a GenBank genome assembly.
AUGAAAUAUGUAAAAACGCAUCUUUUAUGCUGCUUCAAGAGGAGCAAAGUUGACCGUCCGCUCGCCAACACAGGCCCAGCCAAGAAGCGAGCUUUCCUCCAUCGUGCCAAGCACGGCCCAUGCCAGCGCAUGCCACUUGCUAAGCUGCUUUCCACUUUGGCGGCGCCAUCACGACGCCAUCCCCUCUUUCAGACACGACUGCAAACGAGGCGUUUAUUUGUUUAA